AUUUCUGUAAAAAAUUUAUCGCAAUUAUUAUUUUGGAGUUAUAUAAAUUAAUUUGUGGCAAUCCUCUCUUUCCCGAAGUAUCUACAUCAGUAAUUAGAUAAGAAGCCACUUUUACCUCUUCUGUAAAAAUCAUUGUGCGUUUUCUCCCUGCGUAUUACCGCGACUACCGUAUAGAUCCAACGAUCACCAAGGAAACUUAACGAUAUAACAUGAACAUGGUGCUGCUUAUCAGUAACAUUCUCACAGUACCAAGUUUUUAUAUCAAUCGUAUAGCCUCUCUGCGCUAUCUGUAAUGAAUUUAUAACUCAAGCGAUAAUUUAACUGUGAAUUGAUAGAAUUUUUAUCAGUAUGCAACGGACACCGAUGUUACCUUGCCUCCCAGGAUUUAGCGUUGACAGGAAUCUCGGUAGAACAAGAUUUCACAAGAGCCAGAAUUUCGACAAGAUACACGAUGGAGUUUAUUAUUUAUCCGAGAAAGCGGAUAGGAGAGCGUACAGCCGUUAUGCGUCCAUCUAUCCUCGAGGGGAGGAGCCAGAAAUUCCGCCGUGGCUUGCAUACGAUGGCCAAAGACUCAUGUUCAAAGCGUUUUUCCAAGAGACUGUGCAAGAGAAGUGGAAAACAGCCUUCCACAUUCGCGUGGUGAACAUUAGCUUUUUUCUCGAGGACGGAACGAUGAAAAUCGUAGAGCCGUCUGUGGACAAUAGUGGUCUUGAGCAAGGUGUUUUGGUCAGACGUCAAAGGAUACCGAUUCCCGAUCCAGUGAAGUAUAGAUAUUACGACAUACUUGACUUGAAUAUCGGAAAGGAACCCGAGAUAUACGGGCGAGUGUAUAAAAUCGUAGAUUGCGACAAAUUCACGAGGCAAUUCCUUAAUCGCCUGGGGAUACCAGUACCCGAUCCGAUCGAUAUACCAAAGGAUCCGUAUCGCGAAGUUCGAAAAGUCGAAGUAUUUCCGAAAAAACCUAGUCGCAUGGUGGACACUCUCGGUAACUUUUUGAAGUAUGACAGACAGGUGCUCCGAUUUUACGGAUACUGGGACGAUACCGAGAGUCCUCACGGUAUUAUCCACGAUCUCGAGCUGCAUUAUUAUCUCUCUGAUAAUACAAUGGAAAUCAAGGAAAAUGUACCGCCGAACGCUGGUCGAGAUUCCGGCCCGAUGCUCGUUAAAAGGAUGAAGAUACCGAAGUUUUAUAGCGGCUUGCAACCGAUCGGCGCGGAAAAUCAUUUCACGGUUUUGAAUGUAUUAGGCGAGAAUGCAAGGCAGAGCUAUUACAUGAUGGAUUCUCUGGACACCGGCAACAUUUCCACCGAUUAUUACAAGGAUAAUGAGUUGGGCAUCGGAGCGGAGAUUAGUGUUUUCGGCAGAAGAAUUGUCAUCACAGACAUGGAUGCUUUUACCAAGGAAUAUUAUCGAACGAAGUACGGCUUGGAUGACUUUACCCCUCUGACAAGGCCUCGAAAAGGCGAUGAAUACCAGAAGAUCGAGAGGUACAUACCGCCCUACAACGGUUUUGGAUCUUACGAGGAUUCCCUUGGAAACUGUUUUACAGUAUUACCGAAACCGCCUAAGACAGACUUCAUCAAGUUUCUGUAUCACGACAAACAGGGCUUUAAUAGUCACGUCUUGAGAUUUCGGGCGAAAAUGGUAUCAAAAAUCCCAGGAAACGAAGAGAGACAAUUCAUUAUAAGACUAUAUCUCAUGGACGAUACGAUAUCGAUUUUCGAAUUGGCGAAACGAAACUCAGGCUUUCAGAGAUCCUUGUUCCAAAAACGGAUGCCGAUAAUGUUGCCUGGUCAGGAUAUUUUCACAAGCAAGAAACCGGAAUACUACAAAUCAUACGAUUUUUACAUAGGAGCACGCUUAAACCUGUACGACUUUCAUUUCGAAAUUACAUCCGCGGAUGUUUAUGCCCUGCGUUACAUGGAAUUACAUUGCGACAAGUUUCCCAAAGCGAACAAGAAAUUGAUAAUGGAGAAACUUCGAGAGAGUCUACAGCCAGUUUACAAAGAGUUCGUUCAACUGUACGCCCCACCUAAAGACGCGAAAGACGAUACUCGAAUUUUAGAAUAUGAAAAGCUUAAGGAGGCGUUACACCGCUAUAUGGGGGACAAGAUAACGGAACACGAAAUGAUCACGAUUGCUCGAUAUUAUUCAUCUCACGAGAAGAUAGAACACCGAUCGAGAGAAUAUGUGAGACGUUUGCUGCACACGGAGCUACACCGAUUUUUGUGGUACGAUCUCGAUCGCUUAAAGGAGGAUUUACAUCACUGGGACGGCGACAGAACGGGAUUUCUAUCUCGGGAAUCCCUGUAUACAAUCCUGCGCGGCUGCAGGAUUCCCGUCGACGUGGAAUUGCUGAAUUCCAUGCUGGAUCACUUGCGCAAGGCUGAAGACGGCAGAAUCGACUACGACGACCUGCUGCGGUUCAUGAAUGUGAAAAUCGAUCCCGUGCCACCCGCUGAACCCGUAAACGUGAAAACGGCACUUUGGUGGGCAUCCGAAAGAGAACCUGACUGCGGAGGAGGGAUAAAUUGGUGCGAGUUUAUCAAGGAUCUAGACAUAAGGACGGAGGACGCGAUCCAGAAUAAUGGCAACGUGGAAACGGAACCCGCGCUAGGACACUGAACGCGUUCGCGAUCGAGAUCUUCGCGAGAAAAUAUUUUUCGACUGCGAC
Molecule: messenger RNA, 2674 nt
Organism: Temnothorax curvispinosus
Lineage: Eukaryota; Metazoa; Arthropoda; Insecta; Hymenoptera; Formicidae
Product: EF-hand domain-containing family member C2-like
Exons: 14
Coding region: 349-2625 (758 amino acids)
Biological process (GO): regulation of neuron projection development
Cellular component (GO): microtubule
Source: RefSeq, a predicted model, not a curated record